GUCGUUUCACCGCCGUCUUACUUCUCACGCGGCUUGAAUUGUUUCACAGAAAAUGGUCAACUUUACUAUUGACGAGCUAUGGCAUCAGAUGACAAAGAAACACAAUAUCCGCAAUAUGUCAGUUAUUGCACACGUGGACCACGGCAAAUCCACCCUGACGGACUCUCUUGUGGCAGCUGCAGGUAUUAUCGCAACAGAAGCAGCAGGUGACACCCGUUUGACAGAUACUCGCCCAGAUGAACAAGAACGAUGUAUCACUAUCAAGUCAACUGGUAUUUCUUUGUACUUCCAUAUACCUGCAGAUGUGGACCUUCCCAAAGACUCGGAAGGAAGAGACUUCUUAAUCAAUUUGAUUGACUCUCCUGGGCACGUGGACUUUUCUUCUGAAGUCACUGCAGCACUUAGAGUAACCGACGGUGCUUUGGUGGUAGUUGACUGUGUUGAGGGAGUCUGCGUUCAAACAGAAACAGUGCUUCGUCAGGCUCUUACCGAACGCAUUAAACCUGUACUUGCAAUCAACAAACUGGAUCGUGCCUUCCUUGAAUUGCAGUUGGACUCAGAAGAUAUGUAUCAAAACUUCUUGAGGGUCAUUGAGAAUGCCAAUGUUAUCAUAAGCACUUAUCAAGAUGAAAAACUUGGUGACGUGCAGGUUUCUCCUGAAGCUGGAACUGUCGCUUUCUCUGCAGGUCUUCAUGGUUGGGCUUUCACGCUUCCUCGAAUGGCUCGCAUGUAUGCCAAAAAAUUAGGCAUAGAUGUGCAAAAGAUGACAGAAAGGUUAUGGGGAAAUAAUUAUUAUGACAAGGCUGGAAAGAAAUGGAUGAAAAGAGAACAGGCUGGAGCCGAAAGAGGAUUCAACGAGUUUGUUAUCAAACCAAUCAAGAAGAUAAUCGAUCUUGCAAUGUCAGAUAAGGUGGAGGAGCUUGACAAGCUCCUUCAAGGAUUGGGUAUCAAAUUGACUUCAGAAGAUAAGCAGUUACGUCAGAAGCAAUUGAUGAAAAGAGUUUUGCAAAAGUGGCUUCCAGCCGAUGGUGCACUUUUAGAAAUGAUGGUUAUGCAUUUGCCUUCUCCUGCAGUAGCUCAGAAAUACAGAGUUGAGAAUCUUUAUGAAGGUCCUAUGGAUGAUGCGGCAGCAACAGCCAUUCGUAAUUGUGAUCCUAAUGGUCCUUUGAUGGUCUAUAUUUCAAAGAUGGUUCCUGCCACAGACAAGGGAAGGUUUGUUGCUUUUGGACGAGUGUUUUCAGGAACUGUGAAGACAGGAAUGAAGGUCCGCAUACUUGGUCCAAACUAUGAACCAGGAACUAAGAAAGAUUUGUUCUCAAAGAGCAUUCAGAGAACUCUAUUGAUGAUGGGCAGAAAGACUGAAGCUGUCGAAUCAGUGCCUUGUGGAAAUACAGUUGGUUUGGUUGGACUUGAUCAAUAUUUGGUCAAAUCUGGUACGAUAACAGAUUUAGAGGAAGCUUUUCCUUUGAAAAAUAUGAAAUAUUCCGUUUCUCCUGUUGUACGUGUUGCCGUAGAACCGAAGAAUCCAAGUGACUUGCCGAAGCUGGUAGAGGGUCUCAAGAGACUUUCCAAGUCAGAUCCUUUGGUCGAAUGUAUUAUCGAAGAAUCCGGUGAGCAUAUUAUUGCUGGUGCUGGAGAAUUGCAUCUGGAGAUUUGUUUGAAGGAUCUUCAAGAGGAAUAUAUGAAUGGAGCUGAAAUCAGAGUAUCGCAACCGGUAGUUUCUUUCAGAGAAACUGUAGUAGGCCGACCUAAUCCAGAAGAAACGGCAGUUUGUUUGAGUAAAUCCCCUAACAAACACAAUCGUUUGUAUGUAUAUGCAGAACCACUACCAGAAGGACUUGCAGAGGCCAUUGAGGAAGGCAAAGUAGGUCCGAGAGACGAUCCCAAGCAACGAGCAAAGACGUUGAGAGAUGAAUUUGGUAUGGAUGAAGACGCUGCACGUAAGAUAUGGGCUUUUGGACCCGAAACUACGGGUCCCAAUUUGUUGAUGGACCGAACCAAGGCUGUUCAAUAUUUAAAUGAAAUCAAAGACUCUUGUAUAGCAGCAUUUCAACAUGCAGCGAAGGAAGGUGCCAUUUGCGAAGAGAAUAUGCGUAAUAUUUCCUUCAACUUUUUGGAUGUCACACUUCACUCCGAUGCUAUUCAUCGUGGUGGUGGUCAAAUCAUUCCGACUGCAAGGAGAUGUUACUAUGGUGCCCAAUUGAUGGCAGAGCCAAGAUUAUUGGAACCUGUUUAUCUGGUCGAAAUUCAAUGCCCAGAACAAGCAGUUGGUGCUAUUUAUGGUGUUUUGAAUAGGAAGAGAGGGCAUGUCUUUGAGGAAGCUCAGAGACCGGGAACUCCGUUGUUCAAUGUCAAAGCAUAUCUUCCUGUUUCCGAGUCGUUUGGGUUUACUGCUGAUUUACGUUCUGCAACUUCGGGACAAGCGUUUCCUCAGUGUGUGUUUGAUCAUUGGCAACUGGUUAAUGGCGACCCUCGGGAUCCAGCAGAGAAAGUAUCUGAAAUUGUGAAAGGCAUUCGAAAGCGAAAGGGCUUGAAGGAAGAAAUUCCCGGUAUUGAUAAUUACUUUGAUAAACUAUAAAUCUGUCAUCGGUAUAAUGGUUUAUCAUCGCAGUUAGUAGUAUAAUGAGUGUGGUUUUUUGUCAUCUUUGUAUGUUCCAGAUUAAACGAGGAAAUAUUCUUGAUUGACUUUCUGGUUACAAUUCAAAGAGAAACCUUGAUGAUAAAGGCCUUCGAAUGUUGCUUUACAUAUUUACACCAGAAUUUUAGGAAGUUUGACCAAUCCCUAAGAGUUGGCAUUUUGCUGUCGUAUGGUCACAUGACUCUCAACAAUGGCCAAUCGUCAUUAUUUACUACAACAAUAUUAUUCUCCUAUAAUCGAGCUUUUAAAAAAAAUGCUCUCGUUUUGGCGCCAAUGACAAGAUACUUAAAAAGCCUCUUUCAAAAAAACCUCACUUUUGUCGUUUAUCAAAUGUUUAGCCACAAUAUCCUACAAGCGCGAGGAAAAUUAAAGAAAAUCCUAAUAAC
Molecule: messenger RNA, 3024 nt
Organism: Galdieria sulphuraria
Lineage: Eukaryota; Rhodophyta; Bangiophyceae; Galdieriales; Galdieriaceae
Product: elongation factor EF-2
Exons: 3
Coding region: 53-2578 (841 amino acids)
Biological process (GO): translational elongation
Cellular component (GO): cytosol; ribonucleoprotein complex
Molecular function (GO): GTP binding; GTPase activity; ribosome binding
Source: RefSeq, a predicted model, not a curated record